UUUCAAAUAAAUUUGAAGAAACCCGUGCAAAAUUGUGAACUGCACCGAAUGUGCGUUACACUGUUUUUUGGCGGCAUGUGCUCGUUUUUGCCCGAAUUGCUUGGGCCUGAGUUUUUCCCCAAAAUUUGACCAAGAUCACCCAGCAAAAAGCCAGAAUUUGUAACUUAGGCAUAGUCAACUUGUUACAAUCAUUGCAAUGAAUGCCCUUGGGAACGCUCAUUCUAUUAGUGGAUAAUUAAUUUACUGUGCACAUUUGUAAUCACGUUUGCAACUGUUUAUUCUGAUUUUGCAUAGGAAAUUUGACCUUGGGUACUUUGUACCCGAAGAAUGCAUCACGACUUAGAAACACAAAUCAUCAAGUGGAAUGACAUUUAAAUUCUAAUCUAAAGACCUGUAAAUAUAUCUUGUUUAUAAUCUAGCAUUAUGUUGGUCGUCAGAUAUGUAUUCCUUAAUAAAUUUGUCUUUGAGUCGUGGCUCUUAUGGUACUCAAAACAUCUUCAAGUUGCUUUAAAAGACGGAGUGUCACAGUCGAUCUUGAUGCAGGUGAAGAGCCAAGUAACACAUUUACAGACCGACAUCUAUGUGAAAGUCGGGAUAGAUUUUUGCUUAAUAGCAUCCUAAUAUUUGUUCUUCGAAAGGGGUAUACAGCAAUUUUAAAAGAAGUUAUUCAGCUUUACGGUCAAUUGUGUCUUAAACCACCACCUUUUUGUGUAUGGUGUUGUGCAACGGUGUUAUUUUCCAAAACUUUAAAUGAAAAUUUGAUUGAGACUGAUUCUAACAAUUGCAAUUUAUCUACUAAUUAUCAAGAUCAAUUAGAGACUUUAAUUACUGUGGGAAAUAAUUUAUUUUCUAAACUAAAUGAUUCAUCGCCGUAUAAACCAUACCUUAACACUUAUUUAAAGGAGGCUAGACGUGUUAUUAUGCAUCUAUACUUGGAAUCAUCUGCACCAACAAGUAAUUAUACUCUGUGUUUUUCCAAAUUAAAUCAACACUAUUCUCAAUCAGAUCUAACUGAUGAAGUACACAAUUUCCGAUUACGAUUUUUAACACUAUUCGUAUCUGAGAACAAAGUGAAUUGUUAUUUAAAUGAAAGAUGGUUUCCGGCUAGAUUUAACGUUUUUAAAAAACUACAACAAUUAGCAUUUGAUAUUGUUAAACAUUUACCUGAAGUAUUAUUAGAUAAAGUUGGAUCAAGUGAAUGGGUAUAUAAUGAUGCAAUACUAUUAGAAUUAAAUACACUUUUAGCUUUAAUUAUACGUCAACAAUUCAUUCGUAAAUCUACAUGUACAGAAGAAGAUUUAUUUGAAUUGAUUCAUACUUAUCAUUCUCAAUCAUGUCCAUCUCAGUUACUUUAA
Schistosoma bovis is the source of this 1355-nucleotide messenger RNA. NCBI's taxonomy places the organism in Eukaryota, Metazoa, Platyhelminthes, Trematoda, Strigeidida, Schistosomatidae. The record is from the annotation of a GenBank genome assembly.